Messenger RNA from Betta splendens (Siamese fighting fish), 2211 nucleotides. It is a transcript of the gene kcnj11, whose product is annotated as potassium inwardly rectifying channel subfamily J member 11. Bases 839 to 1981 code for a protein of 380 amino acids. Lineage: Eukaryota; Metazoa; Chordata; Actinopteri; Anabantiformes; Osphronemidae. Gene Ontology annotation, biological process: regulation of monoatomic ion transmembrane transport; potassium ion import across plasma membrane. Gene Ontology annotation, molecular function: ATP-activated inward rectifier potassium channel activity. Gene Ontology annotation, cellular component: plasma membrane. The record is from RefSeq and is a predicted model, not a curated record. The transcript has a single exon.
UGUUCACCGGUGUCACUUUGAGGUCGCACGCUGCGCCUGCAGCUGCCAGGGCCCAAGUUAGAAAGUUAUCUGGACGCCAGAGGAAAAAACAUGCAAAUGCGACGUUCCUUGUGCGGUAAAGCAGAGUAGGUGGUGAGCGAGUGAGCGUUGACUACAUGUGGUUCCUGUUCGGUCCAGCUCACUUUCUGUGCAGAUUUAGAAGUCUUAAACUCUACGCUCUAUGUUUAAACCAUUAGAUAUGAUGCCAAAGACAUUCUACCCCGUGCGCCUGUAUUAACGAGUAACGGGCCCUCGGCUGCGUUCUCACUGAAUAUCACAGGAAGGGCACCGCAGGGGUGGAGGGAGGGACUGCCCCCCCACCACCCACCUCAGCGUCUCCAGCUCACGUUACCGAGCUACAGAGAAGUGGUGCAAUCAGCGCACGGCCAACUGCGCCACAUGCGCCUGCCUUCUCAUCCAAAUGUGACCAAACUCGGCUCCGGGGCCCAUUGCGCUCCCGCACCGACCGCCGACGUCCCGCUGAUCGUCCCUCGCGCAAUGGGACGCGGUGGCGUGGCGCAACCGAACCCGGUCGGCCGGUGGCGAGAGUGACGGCGGCAGCUGCGGAGCCGGAGGAAGGGAGCUUCUCGUGGGAGCGCUCGGUUGCAAGACGCGCGGUCUGGAGGAAACGUGAGGCGCACGCAUACCUCCAGUGAACCGGCCCGCGCCCGACAGCUGCGGCGGAACCGACCCACCGAUCGGAAAAGUUUACCGGCAGAAAGGGAACGCGUUCUUCUUCCAGCCGGACAGAGACAGACCUUUGAAGCCUGGGAGCGUAACGGCGUAGCAUGGGAGCACUAUGUUGUCCAGGAAAGGACUCAUCCCGGAGGACUACCUGCUGACCCGCUUGGCUGAGGACGUCCUGCAGCCCAAGUUCAAGACCAAAGCGGGGAAAGCUCGGUUCGUCUCCAAGAACGGCACCUGCAAUGUGGCGCACACCAACAUCCGAGAGCAGGGCCGCUUUCUGCAGGACGUCUUCACCACCCUGGUGGACUUAAAAUGGCUCCACACGCUCAUCAUUUUCACCAUGUCGUUCCUGUGCAGCUGGCUCCUGUUCGGGAUGAUCUGGUGGCUCAUCGCCUUCGCGCACGGCGACCUGGACCAGCGGGGCGACGACUUUGUGCCGUGCGUAACGGACAUCCACUCCUUCUCGUCCGCGUUCCUCUUCUCCAUAGAGGUCCAGGUGACCAUCGGCUUCGGCGGCCGGAUGAUCACGGAGGAGUGCUUCUCCGCCAUCAUCGUGCUGAUCGUGCAGAACAUCGUGGGGCUGGUCAUCAACGCCAUCAUGCUCGGCUGCAUCUUCAUGAAGACGGCGCAGGCCAACCGGCGCGCGGAGACGCUCAUUUUCAGCAAGCACGCCGUCAUCUCCGUCCGCAACAACAAGCUGUGCUUCAUGAUCCGCAUCGGGGACCUGCGCAAAAGCAUGAUCAUCAGCGCCACCGUGCGGAUGCAGGUGGUCAAACGGACCACGACGGAGGAGGGCGAGCUGGUGCCUCUGGACCAGAUCGACAUCCACAUGGACAACCCGGUGGGCACCAACGGCGUCUUCCUGGUGUCCCCCCUAAUCAUCUGCCACGUCAUCGACAAGAACAGUCCCCUGUACGAGCUGUCGGCCGUCGACCUGCUGCACGACGACAUCGAGGUGAUCGUGGUGCUGGAGGGGGUGGUGGAGACCACGGGCAUCACCACGCAGGCCCGGACGUCGUACGUGGCGGAGGAGAUCCUGUGGGGGCAGCGCUUCGUGCCCACGGUGUCGGAGGAGGACGGGAUGUACGCCGUGGACUACUCAAAGUUCGGCAACACCGUGAAGGUGCCGACACCGAGCUGCAGCGCCAAGACGCUGGACUCGCGGGUUAAACUGUUCGAGGGCGCCACCUCGCGGGCGUCUGUGAGAAAGCGGAGUGGGUCCGCGGCGGCCCGCAAGUCCAAGAUGGAGAGUUAGCGGAGAUGCGUGAGCCACGCAGUCAGCGUUUUGUAUGGGAAUGACUUGAGUGUCGACUUAAUAGGAUGAUAUUUUAUAAUAAAGGACGUGUACGUAAUCAUUAAUCCACAUCCCUCUAUGCAGUCAAAACAUGUCAACAUGCUUUUUACUCAGGGACAGUAUGAAAAUGCACAGAGGUCAAUGAAAUGCAAUUUAUACACAACCUCCACAAUAAACACAAGAAACUAGAA